AUGUCAGCAGUGCCAGAGGCAGAGCCGUCCGGGUUCCACACCCGGAACGAUCCUAGCAACCCGUUUCAGCGAGAUAACAUUAUCGACCGGAACAAGGGCCACAUCAUCAUCCAGAGCGAGCACGUGGAUGUUGCGCACGGCUUCAUGUCCGAGGACAGCGACGACGCAUGCUCGCUAGUCGUCGUCGCCUUCCGGUUCGACCCCAACGGCGUGGCGCGCCGGAUCAAGGAGGCCCAGAUCGUCAUCACGUUCGCGGCGCUGGAGAGGGGGAAAGAGGACCCCGAGGUGGUGGGCAUGGAGCCCAACGGGACCCUGUUCAUCGAGCCGACGGUGCAGCACGAGACGAACACGGUGGGCGGGGCAAUCAAGGCUAGCGGGGCGGGCGCUGAGAUCAAGCUGCUUGGCUCGCACACGGUCGAGCGCGACACGACGGAUUCGGCCCGGGUGCGAGGCUCGAUCGACCUGCGGAACCGCAAAUGGGGCGGUAAGAACUCGGUGUCGUGGUCGCUGCUCGAGAACGCAACGGCAAAGUCGGGCGUCGUGACGAGGCUCCAGGCAGCCAUCCUUCUGAAGCGCCGCGACACGGCCCACUUCAAGGCAACCGUCACCGUCAGGGUCGUGGCCGACACCUGGACCGCCCUGGGGUCUGUCUUCAAGGCCGGCUCCAUGAACAGCGGCAGCGACGACGACGACGUCUGGUAUAACCCAGACAGAAAGCCGCCCAGCACCGACCGCCUGCAGAAAUACGAUGUCGACAAUCUCGGCCACGUCGACCUCAAGCUUCUCAGCGAUGUCGCCUUCCGAACUCUGCGCGUCGGAUCGAUCAGGGAGGGGUAA
Lasiosphaeria miniovina is the source of this 837-nucleotide messenger RNA. RefSeq lists its product as uncharacterized. Bases 1 to 837 code for a protein of 278 amino acids. The record is from RefSeq and is a predicted model, not a curated record. The transcript has a single exon. NCBI's taxonomy places the organism in Eukaryota, Fungi, Ascomycota, Sordariomycetes, Sordariales, Lasiosphaeriaceae.